Molecule: messenger RNA, 693 nt
Organism: Aspergillus neoniger CBS 115656
Lineage: Eukaryota; Fungi; Ascomycota; Eurotiomycetes; Eurotiales; Aspergillaceae
Exons: 1
Coding region: 72-425 (117 amino acids)
Source: RefSeq, a predicted model, not a curated record
GUCAGCGGGCGGCCCCAGGCAGCCAGGGUCAAGCAGUGGCGUCAUAGGUCCGGGCGGUGAGUAACACCACCAUGACGAUACCGGCGCAUUACAUACCGACUUACCCCAGAAACAUUCAUCCCAAUUCAUCCAGUUCCAUCCCGCAACGUUGGCUGCCUAUUUGGCCUGGCAGUUGUUCGAUUCUCUCCUCGUUGAGGUCCUGCGCUCUCUCUUUCUUGCAUGUUUCUUCCAACUCUCUUUGCUCGGGCCUGUCUGUCAUUGCGGUCGCCAUCGGUCUUUUUCUCUCCGACUUCCCCGUUAUUUUUCCAGCCAGUCCCCUUCGAUUUCCGAUCCCCGAGUUUGACCAGAUUGCCCCUCGCCGCGUGUCCUACGAAGCCGUCCUCCAGGUCAUGUGCUGGAAUUCGGCUUUCCUCGCUGUGAUAUAAUGUCCCCAGAUGCAGCGGCCCUACCCUCUCCUCCAGACUUUGCACCGUGGGAUAACGCUCCCCGCCGCCCUCAGUCCCUCGGUGGUAUGCAGCCGGGCGGGAAGUCAAUCGCCGCCGGACUAGGAUCGUAUCAGGCCAACAACAGUUAUGCGUUCCCCGCCGGGUCUCAACCAGCUCGAUUCCCCAAUAUUAAGGAUCUCCAAGAUGAAGCAGCAGCGCUUGAUCUAAACGACAAUACAUCGGUUGGUUCCCGUUCCCUAUGCGCUUA